Molecule: messenger RNA, 1970 nt
Organism: Malus domestica (apple)
Lineage: Eukaryota; Viridiplantae; Streptophyta; Magnoliopsida; Rosales; Rosaceae
Product: F-box/kelch-repeat protein At1g30090
Molecular function (GO): protein binding
Source: RefSeq, a predicted model, not a curated record
GCAAAAAAAAGAAAAAAAAAAGAAAAAAAAAACUCUCUAAAUUCUCAUCAAGUCACCAUCUUUGUAUAACAAUCUUUCCACCCUUUUCUAGUUGUAAGUUAUUGUUCCCCUUACCACUUUCUAUCUCUUCCUUCUUUCUCUCUCCUAUGCUGCUUUUGUUCACAAGCUGUACAGCUUGUUUGCGUUCUUCUGGGUUUACUGUUUGCUGAAUGUUGAAGCUGAAAGGGUCACAGAAAGUUUGAUUCUGUGUGAUUUCCGAACUGGGUUUUUGUCUUCGGUUGGAUUUGUUUGCAUUAAAGGAUAAAAGAUUGGAUUUUGAGCUGCUUUUUGAGUGGCUGUGGUGUAUAUAGAGAGGAAAAGUUCAUGAUUUUUUGUUCAUAAAUGUGAGUAGAAGUUUGGAUGUUUAGAUUGUGAUCAUGCAAAGGGCUUUGCUUCUGUAAAUUUGGAUAUUGGGAUUGCUUUGUUUGCACAAAACCUGUGGAUUGUGGAAGAUAAGUGCUGUUCUUAGUAAGAUUAUCGGAGACGAAAUAUAGGAACCAAGUUGCAUUUAAAGCAAGGGUUUUGUAUAUUUUGCUCAAAAGGGGAAAGGAUGCAACGGGUUAGACUGUCCUCCCAACAGGCGCCGGUACACAAGCUGGGGGAUUCUCAAAUUGCAUUAUCCCCGAAGUUUAGAUUAGCGGUUAUCCAGUCUUCGUUGUUGAAUCCUUCCCCGGAGUUAGAGCUGUCUCUUGAGGAAACCCCCCUCAUUCCUGGCCUUCCUGAUGAUGUUGCACUUAACUGUCUCCUUCGGGUUCCAGUCGAAGGCCACACAGCAAGCAAGGCUGUCUGCAAGCGUUGGCAUCUAAUGUUUGGUAGUAAAGAGCGGUUUUUUACUCGAAGAAAAGAACUAGGCUUCAAAGUCCCUUGGCUUUUUGUCUUUGCCUUUCACAAGUGCACUGGAAGGAUUCAAUGGCAGGUUCUUGAUCUCACUAAUUUCUCUUGGCACACUAUCCCUGCCAUGCCUUGCAGAGACAAAGUUUUUCCCCAUGGAUUCAGAUGUGUAUCGAUGCCCCAAGAAGGAACUCUCUUUAUUUGUGGUGGUAUGGUCUCUGACGUGGACUGUCCGCUUGACUUGGUCCUGAAAUAUGAAGUUCAGAAGAAUCGGUGGACUGUGAUAAAUCAGAUGAUAAGUGCGAGGUCUUUUUUUGCAAGUGGAGUUAUUGAUGGGAAGAUUUAUGUGGCUGGAGGAAACAGCUCAGAUCUUUUUGAGCUUGACUCAGCCGAGGUUUUGGACCCCGUUAAAGGGAGUUGGCAUCCCAUAGCUAGCAUGGGAGCAAAUAUGGCCUCUUAUGAUGCAGCAGUUCUCAACGGAAAGCUUCUUGUUACAGAAGGCUGGUUGUGGCCUUUCUUUGUCUCUCCCAGGGGUCAGGUUUAUGAUCCGAGAACUAAUAAUUGGGAGAGCAUGGCUGUCGGACUGAGAGAAGGCUGGACAGGUUCAAGUGUGGUGAUUUAUGGCCAUUUGUUUGUGGUCUCGGAGCUUGAAAGGAUGAAGCUUAAGGUUUAUGAUGCCGAUACUGAUUCCUGGGAACCAAUAGAAGGGCCCCCUUUGCCAGAGCAGAUCUGUAAACCCUUUGCUGUCAAUGCCUGUGAUUGCAUGAUAUAUGUUGUGGGCAAGAACCUUCAUGUUGCUGUGGGUCAAAUCUCAAGGGUUAGCCGUAAAGGAACUUGCGAGAAGAAGUGGAGCUUUGGUGUUCGAUGGAAUGUGGUUGAUGCACCGGAUUGUUUCUCCGACUUGACGCCCUCAAGUUCGCAGGUCCUGUUUGCUUAGCUUGUCAAUCUUUCAUUUCAUGUUCUGCCACUUUGUAUGGUUAUAUAAAAUACCGUAGCUAUAAAUACCUAAUGGACGCGUAAAAUGGUUUUGUGUUAUUGGAAUGUAUUCAAGUAUACGGUUGUUUUUCCUCUGUUUAUAUGGCUGUUCAUCGUUUGUUUUC